Messenger RNA from Lodderomyces parapsilosis, 636 nucleotides. RefSeq lists its product as uncharacterized. Lineage: Eukaryota; Fungi; Ascomycota; Pichiomycetes; Serinales; Debaryomycetaceae. The coding region runs from base 1 to 636 and encodes 211 amino acids. The transcript has a single exon. The record is from RefSeq and is a predicted model, not a curated record.
AUGUCUGAAGAUCUCGACAGGAUACUUUCUAUUGAGGAAUCGUCACUCAACAGAAAUCGCGAAAUAGACAGAAUUCUCGCAUGUAAUGAGCAAGAUUUCUUUGCCAUCACUGAAAUCAACCCUUUAACCACAACUUUUGACGUCAUUCCACUGUUGAUUACCAAGAUAUAUCGAAAAAAGUCACUUCUUAUACAUCCUGACAAAACGGAUCAUCCUCGUGCAUCAGAGGCAUUUGAUAGACUUAAAAAGGCACAAAAGGUUCUUGCCACAACCGAUGAAAGUGAGCAGGAUUUCAAGGAAAAGCAAAGAUUGAUGUCAAUCUAUGCCGCAUUCCACUCAAAUGAAGUACCUUUGAGUUUUAACGAUCCAAUAAAUGUUGCAAUAAGAUCCAAAGUGAACGAGGUAGUUGAAAACGAGUUGGCGCAUCUGGAAUUGGAGAGAUUGGCCAAAGUAAGCGAGGAAACAAGAAAGAGUGAAAUACAGAAACACUUGAGAGAAGAAGUAGAAUUGAAACGAAAGAUGGAAAGCGAGUGGGAAAAGACUCGAGAUACAAGGGUUCAAAAUUGGAGAAAGUAUUCAAACAAAAUCGAAAAGAAGGGGAAAAAGAAAAAGCAAAAACCCAAGGUGUUGGCAUAG